Besnoitia besnoiti is the source of this 774-nucleotide messenger RNA. Its product is annotated as methyltransferase domain-containing protein. NCBI's taxonomy places the organism in Eukaryota, Apicomplexa, Conoidasida, Eucoccidiorida, Sarcocystidae. The transcript is spliced from 10 exons. The record is from RefSeq and is a predicted model, not a curated record. Bases 1 to 774 code for a protein of 257 amino acids. Gene Ontology annotation, molecular function: S-adenosylmethionine-dependent methyltransferase activity.
AUGGCUCAAAACACCUUGCUGGGCGUCGCAGGGGCUGCGGCAUUCGGAGGCGCAUGCUUCUUCAGCUACGUCCUCUCGAAGAAGCCUCGCGCGAACGCCAGUUUCCCUUCAGAAAAAGAGCGAAAAGAAAUUUUCGAUAAGAGCGCCCUCGCCUGGGACCGCGAAAUUGGCCUUGACGAAUUCCUCCUCGGCAUUCGCUCUUGGCGGAAACAGCUGCUCACGCUCGCACAGGGGAGCGUCCUCGAGGUUGCCGCAGGCACCGGUCGAAAUUUUCAAUUCUACGACCCCAGCAAGGUUCAGCGCCUCGUGGUCACAGACUUCAGCAGGCCGAUGCUCAAGAAGGCACUGGAGAAGAAAAGCACUCUGCAAGACAUCCCCGUGGAAUUCAAGCUGCAGAACUCUGCGAAACUCCAAUUUGCAGACGAAAGCUUUGACACGGUUGUUGAUACCUUCGGGAUCUGCUCCUAUGAGAAGCCCGUAGAGACGCUCCAGGAGCUCAAGCGCGUGCUCAAAGACGGCGGCUCGCUGCUUCUGUUGGAGCACGGGGAAGGCACUUGGAAGUACUUCAACAAGAAAAUCGAGCGCCUCCUGCUGCGCCACGUCUGGAAGUUUGGCUGCUACUACAACCGCCCUAUCCACCAGCUGGUCAGCGAGGCCGGUUUCGAUAUCGUCCUCGAGAAGCGGCGGACGUUCGGGACGACGUAUCUCAUCGUCGCGAAGAAACCGGGGGGCGAGCACGUGCGGAAGCUGGCGGAGGCACGCGAGGAGCUUUAG